Messenger RNA from Thunnus maccoyii (southern bluefin tuna), 4499 nucleotides. RefSeq names its product leucine-rich repeat transmembrane neuronal protein 4. The record is from RefSeq and is a predicted model, not a curated record. Bases 831 to 2642 code for a protein of 603 amino acids. Gene Ontology annotation, molecular function: protein binding. The transcript has 3 exons. NCBI's taxonomy places the organism in Eukaryota, Metazoa, Chordata, Actinopteri, Scombriformes, Scombridae.
AAUAAUUUUAAUUGUGUGGUAUUUAAGCCUAUAAUGAGCUUGGUAUUCAUCUAAAAAUGUUAAACUAUUGGCUGUUCAAAGCGACAUCUUCACAAACAUCUAAAUGCACAGCAAACAGACUUCCCAUUCCUCGGCUUUAAUUGACAUGCAGGCUCUGUUCAAGAGAACAAUGAAGUCUAUUUUAAUUUAGGCUCCGGAGAGUCACUCAGCGGCCAGGAGAGGGCAUCUCAAAUCCUAAAUCGAGCACCAGUGAGCUCAGUAUAAUCCUCCACCAACAUCAUUCCUGUUGCUAUACAACUGAUUUAUUCUUGAUGCCACGGUCAACGGGUCUAAUCCACAGAAGACUGCGCCUUUUCCCUCCGCUGUCCACAUCUGAAUCAGGAUACAUCCAACUUAUCGGGUUUGGACCACAGUUUGUUCCUCUCACGUUUCUUUUAGUCUCUUUUUUUGCCACUUAACCUAGAUUCAACAAUUGGCGACUCGGUGUUUAAAACGUAUUUAUUGCCGCCCCCAAACACGCGCUAAACAAUGUCAUUGUCAUGAGGCUACAAGCUUGAGUGCGUCUAUCCAUCUGUCCAGAGGCUUCUGUAAGGUGGCAGUCUGAGAUAUGCAAAACCAAGCUCAUGUUGUGCGGUAACAUAGGAAACUACAGACAGAGGUUAAUGCACACCUUCUGGAGCUACUCACAUCUCCGACAGGUGUGAGGCUGUUCGCAAAGCGGAUCUGGCUGCAGCGCAACGUGCGUAUAUUUUCCGUGCAGACGGGCGUCCUGGGUGCGUGUCCAACUGUUUGGACAAAACGCCAAGUGCGUCUAUGUGGACCUGGGACGCAUGCAACAGAGAGCCCUAAACAUGAGGAGGAGCCGACACCGAGCAAAUAUGGGACUUCCUGUGCUUUUCAGAUGGCUUGUAUUCACAGUGGUUGUGCCCGCCUGGCUGCUUGCUGCUCCAAGCGGCAUUCGUGAGCGUCCCUGCCCCCAGAGCUGUAGAUGUGAUGGGAAAAUAAUAUACUGCGAAUCCAAUGCUUUCCGUGACGUGCCAAACAAUGUGUCUGUAGGCACACAAGGCCUCUCCCUUCGUUACAACAGCCUGGUGAACCUCAGAGCCCACCAGUUUGCAGGCCUGAGUCAACUAGUGUGGCUCUACCUCGACCACAAUUACAUUAACGCUGUGGACGGCCAGGCUUUCCAUGGGAUACGGAGGCUCAAAGAACUGAUUCUCAGCUCGAAUAAGAUUACACAGCUAAAAAACAAUACUUUCCACGAUGUCCCGAAUUUACGUAAUCUUGACCUUUCCUACAAUAAACUGCAGGUUCUCCAGCCUAAUCAGUUUACGGGUCUACGGAAACUACUGAGUUUACACUUGAGGUCAAACUCUUUAAAAACUGUCCCAAUGCGAGUUUUCCUUGACUGUCGCAACCUGGAGUUUCUUGAUAUCGGCUACAACAGGCUACGGAGCCUCACACGUAACGCCUUCGCAGGACUCCUUAAACUCAUCGAGCUUCAUUUGGAGCACAACCAGUUUUCAAAGAUAAAUUUUGCUCAUUUCCCCCGCCUGACUAAUCUGAGGGCGCUCUAUUUGCAAUGGAACCGUAUCAAACUGCUAACGCAGGGCCUGCCGUGGAUGUGGACAUCCUUGCAAAAGUUGGACCUCUCAGGAAAUGAACUCCAGGUGUUAGAUCCGAGUACAUUUCAAUGCCUCCCAAAUCUCCAGACUCUUAACCUGGACUCUAACAAACUCAGCAAUGUGUCUCAGCAGACGGUGGAAGCUUGGAUCUCUCUCACCACCAUCAGUCUGGCUGGUAAUUUGUGGUACUGUAACCCCAACAUAUGUCCCCUGGUGGCGUGGCUCAAGGCCUUUAAGGGUAACAAGGAAUCCACAAUGAUUUGUGCCGGCCCUAAGGAGUCACAAGGAGAGAAAGUGACCGAUGUGGUGGAGGCUUAUAACAUCUGUACAGCUACACCGACCCCCAUUCCCUCAACGACAUCGCCCCUCACUCCUGCAUCUCAACCUGAGCUGCUGCCUUUUCCCACACAGUCUGUGGUGGAUAAGAAGCUGAUCUGGAACAGGACAGCUUCCCCCACUCCUUCCGAGGCCUCCCCCACCAUCCCUUUGCCAGACACUGAGUAUGUGUCCUUCCACAAGAUCAUAGCUGGUAGCGUGGCCCUCCUCUUAUCUGUGGCUAUAAUUCUGCUGGUUAUCUAUGUCUCAUGGAAGCGCUAUCCCAGCAGUAUCAAACAGCUUCAGCAGCGCUCCGCGGUUAAAAAGCGUCAGAAAAAGGCACGGGAGACAGAGCGCUCCUUUAAUUCACCACUGCAAGAGUACUAUGUGGACUACAAGCCCUCACACUCAGAGACUAUGGAUGUGCUGGUUAAUGGGACAGGACCUUACACAUACACCAUCUCAGGCUCCAGGGAAUGCGAGAUUCCGCGGCAGCUGAGUGCUCUGACGUUGUACAGGUGUGAGCAGUCGGUUCUGGAUUACUGCCAUGCCCACCUGUCGCUGCACCUCAACAUGGGCAUGGAUCCCACCACUCAGGAGCUGGGAGGUCCGAGGCCAGCCGGGUACCACUCGGGCCUAAUGGCUGCCCUCCCCUCCGAGACUGUGCUGCCUUGCCCCCAGACCCACUCCCUCCACCAGUGAGCUGUGCACUCUGUGAGGCUCUGUGUCUAAACUACUGUGUGUCUGCUGCACAGAAUCAGCGGAUCUCUCAUGAAACACAAGGCUGUGUGGGAGGGAACUGGGACUGGUAAAGAAGCAAAGGAGACAAUUAAUCUACUGCAGAGAAUCCUGGACCCGGGGUAAUGAAAAUGAAAAUAUUUCUCAGUGGAAAUAAAGGGGUGCAGCGGUAUUGAUUGGUGAGCUUCUGACCCACCUGACCCUCAAUGUCCUCAAUUAGCUAAGGAGGAACAGCAGCAUGACUUUCCACAUUCUGCCCUGCCUCUUGAGGAGUAUUAAGGAUAAUGAUUUAAUGAUUUGUUAAUCUUAUUAAACAUAUUUCCUCAACUUCUCCUCACCUGGGCACCUCUGCUGUGUCAGGUAAAGUAAUCAAAUGUAAAAUGCUACAAACAGAGCAGGGAAACAGCAUGAUGAGCAACUGAGUAGCAGAACAAAUGAAAGAUCAGCCAUGCUAAAAGGUUUUCUGCUGCUUUUUCUGAUCAGGCUCCGUCAGCGGUCUCUGUCUAACUUUAGUCCCUGUAGCGUUUUCAUCUGGAGAAAUGAGCCACUCAAAUGAAAUUACUCAAGAUGAGAGAAACAAGUCAGAAGAUAACGGACAGUUAUUGUCAUAUAAAAUGUACAGCCCACACAUCUUGCCGGCAGUAAGUAUAAUUUACAUAGUGACUUUUGAUUUCCUUAAUGAUUUGUGAAGUUGAUCACAUUAUAAUUAAUUUAAUCGAGCUGAGAAAUAAACAGAGGAAAAAUAAACACCAAGUACAGAUCUUGGUGCUCUGGGACGUUCUCAUAUUUACUUUUCAUCAUCCAUUUAAAUCAUUUGUAAAUGGGUUUUCAAAUGUGUUCUUCGACCAAUUAUCUGAUUGUGCACUCAUAUAUCUACAUGUGUGUACUUUUUACAAGAUGUUACAUUAUAAUAUAUGGUAAAUAAACUGUGGUAAAUGACCAGUAACAGUGUCAUUCAUCAAGAUCAGUGGUAUCAACCCAAACAACUGUCUGCUGUAUUUCAACAGCUACGUAGGUGGUUGAGACUGAAGAGUAUAGUGCUGAAGGCAAGACUGUUUAAUGAUGAUGUGUGUCUGGAUAAAGACCCUGAUCGUUAUUUUCACUUGCUAUUUUUUUCUCUUCCUGUGACUGUUUGUGACCGUUAUCUGACAAAAUACAGUAUACUGGACUCUCUGAACUUGACUCUUGGACUUUUAUGUUGCUUCCCGGAAAGGAAAACUUAUGUACAAAAAAAACACAAUGUCAUGAAAAUGAAAUGGUGAAAGCUAAAUAUGGUAUAAUUGGAAUGUUUGUCAGCUGGGAAAUGACCAUUUGCUAAACCCCUAUCCUGAGCAGCAAUUGUCCAAACAUAGCUUAGCAACAGGAACUAGGCACAGCAGGCCUGUCCAGCUUGGGAUUUCUCCAUGUUGAAGUGACAUGCAGUGGGCUGUAUGUAGGAGUCAUACUUGCCAUUUAAAGAGUUAAGAGAGUCAUGUAUUUUUUAUUUAGCCUUUCCAGAACCAUAAACACAAGAGCAAAGGGGAAAGAAUUGGAUUACAUUGUGUGAUUUAUUGUAACAUAAGCUGCAAAUGUUAACAUGCCUAGCUAACUUUAAUUAGCUUACUACCUACUGUGUAGUAACCUAGCUUUACUUCCCGAGGAAAGGAGCAUUUCAUUAGCUAACUAUGAUUUUGUGGGGUUCAGGGUACAUUAGAAAAAAAAAUCUCUGCUCAAGACUAGCUCUGUGUAAUACUUCCCCUCUGCUAAUGUAUCAGAGUGCAGGGUAACAUUAACAGCUCAUGUCCUACUCCACUGGAUUUGGAGAAGUUUACACUUGAGUGA